Molecule: messenger RNA, 951 nt
Organism: Scedosporium apiospermum
Lineage: Eukaryota; Fungi; Ascomycota; Sordariomycetes; Microascales; Microascaceae
Exons: 3
Coding region: 1-951 (316 amino acids)
Molecular function (GO): O-methyltransferase activity
Source: RefSeq, a predicted model, not a curated record
AUGUCAGACCGACAGCAACCGACGUUUAACGAGCUCGUCGCAAAAAUUGUCGAGCUCUCUUUAAGCUUCACACAAUACCUCGGAGAGAAUAAAAUCCCUUUGCCGACAUUUGAGGCCGGUAGUUCCACGCAAUAUGACGGGAUAUCCGCUGAGGGUGCAGAGGUUCACGGCAAAUAUGCAAACUCUUGGGAGUACAUCGAGAAUGAAGGCGAAGGCGACGAAAAGGGCUGGAGGUCGAGAAAUUUCACCACCUUCAUGGCUUACUUGAAGGAUAUUUUCAGAUUGGAGCAGAUUGUCAAUGACUGUUAUAACUGGGAGGAAGCGGGUGACAUCCAUGUUGUAGAUCUGGGUGGUUCUGGUGGCCACGACUCAUUCGUGCUAGCCAGGAAAUAUCCCAAGUUGAGGAUCACAGUUGAAGAUCUUCCCAAGGUCCAGUCAGCUUUCGAGGCCAACGUCCCGGCUGACCUCGAAUCUCGAGUCACAUUCCUGGCCCACGACUUCUUCCAACUACAACCCGUCGAAGCCGAUCUCUACAUGAUCAAGUUAAUUUUACACGACUGGCCGGACAAAGAAUGUAUUCAAAUUCUGCAAGCGCUUCGGCCGUCUCUGAGACCCGGUGCCAAGAUCCUCUUCAUCGACUACGUUGGCAAGCAAGAUACGGUUAGCAAGGAGACGCAGACUGACAAUACACCGAACAGGACUUCUUCCAACGGUAUUUCCAAUCGGUCGAGUGAGAACACCAAUUUGCAAGACCCACCCCUGCCGCGAUCUAUACAGCAAAUAGGAACAUCGACAGAUCUUCGAAUGAUGGCCCUGUUCAGCACAAAGGAGCGGCCGCGCACCGCUUGGAAGGACAUAUUCCGCGCAGCUGACGAUCGCUUCGACAUUGCUCGGUUCGAAGCAAAUCCUCUCUCGUUCUUUGUUGUUAUCGAAGUAGUUUGGCGGGGCUAG